Molecule: messenger RNA, 684 nt
Organism: Phanerochaete carnosa HHB-10118-sp
Lineage: Eukaryota; Fungi; Basidiomycota; Agaricomycetes; Polyporales; Phanerochaetaceae
Exons: 7
Coding region: 34-684 (216 amino acids)
Source: RefSeq, a predicted model, not a curated record
AGUUCGGCCAACGGUUUAAGUGUGGCCGACGCUAUGAGCUGCCCAGAUCCAGUGCCCCCGGGCCUCCCAUUUUUCCCCCCUAACUGUUCAAGUAUAUCCGGCGGAUCCUGGUUGGUUGGUGUCGGCCCGAUCCCAUUUGCUUCCGAAGAGCCUCUGAAUAUCGUCAUUUCUGGUCUCAGCUCACCUGAGGUCCUUACUGACGACGGCUUCACCAAUUUUGCUAACUCCAUUGGCUUCUCCCACGGAUGCCUGGGUAUCGAUAACGGCUCCACACAGACGGCCAACCUCGGCGAUGGCAAUGGCUUCAUCCCACAAACCCUGUUGCUUCGUGAGGACUACGGUGUACCAGAUGUCGGCUCCUGCCUCGAUAGUCUCCUCGGCGGUACACGUUUCAGGGUCUUCCGUCAGAACGGCACCGAUGCCCCCACCAAUGCUCUCUUCCUUGCUGUCGCCAUAGAGGACGGCACUAUAGAAGGGGGCCGUACUAUCGCCUCCGACGGCUACGACCUAGGCCGUGACCAAGUGGUAUUAGCCGCUGUCGGUACGACUAGCUUCGCCGGUAUUACCUAUCACACUACAGCUGUGACCUUACACGAGGUCACAGCGAGUGGCAGUCAGGGUGUUAACCACAAUAUCUCCAUCGACGGCAAUACCGUACUUCUAACUAUCGAGAUUAUCAUCUGA